Caenorhabditis briggsae is the source of this 576-nucleotide messenger RNA. Bases 1 to 576 code for a protein of 191 amino acids. The transcript has 5 exons. The record is from RefSeq and is a predicted model, not a curated record. Lineage: Eukaryota; Metazoa; Nematoda; Chromadorea; Rhabditida; Rhabditidae.
AUGAAAGUGAUACAUUUCAAAGGAGCGGCGUUUCGCCACUUGGACGAUGGAAAGGUGGAAAUGAUGCCUCCUUAUUUCUACGACCGGAAGGCCAAGAACGUAGUAUUGGUUCUUAUGGUUGUCGACAUUAUCUUCACUUGUUUCUGCAUUCUUCCCGCCAACGAUCUCGUCGCUUGUGUCCUCUUUGCUACGCGCCACAAUCUAUCAAAAAAGACAGUAUUCUCGAAAUGGCAAAUCUGUCGGGAUCAUCCAGAAUUGAAUUUGUGCAAAUGGCAUAAUGGAGGAAUGGUAACUGUCCCGGUUCCAGCAACGACCACAGAAAGAACAGAGGAUUCGGCCGAAGCUCCGCCUCUUUCUGAAUCCAUCUUUGUUAAUGAACCAGAUAUGAUGCUCUCGUCAAAAUGGUCAAAUGCAGAAAUCCUCCAAGAAACUGUUCAAAAAGAGCUGAGAACAGAACCAAAUCGUUUCGAGGGACGACUUCAUCGAGAAUCAGAUUCUGCCGAAAUGAAAGAUGUGGAAGAUCAGAAGUUUGAUGAAACGAUCAUGUCUGCCAACGAAGAUGUUUUCUCUGCCUAA